AGCUCUGGGUCGCUGACCGGGAGGAGAGGAGCUGGGUCUCUCCCCUUGGCGUGGAAGCGUUGCCCAGCUGGACCCUUCUGGCAUGCUCCCCACUCGGAACGGGAUGACUUAGGCUCUCAGAUAAGGGGACACCGCGAGGUCCCAGGAUCCCCGCCACGAGGAGAAACAGAGGCGACUGGCUUAGGAUAGCGGUUGGACGGGUUGGGGAGUUGGGGUUAGUGAUCAGGAAGAGGACCACAGUUUUUCGUUUUCUGUCUUGGGAAUGACAGCCCGCCCCGGGGAGAGAGAAGUUAUCAGGCCCCGCAUCUCUCGGAGCCCUUGAUCGUCGUCCCGGCCCUCGCGGAUCCUCAGGCCCCCUCCUCCAGGAACCCAGGGAGUCAACCCAGCCUCACUCGCUUAGGGCAUGAGUCGGCAGGGGAAGGACAGCUCGGCGGUGCCCCCUGCGCGCAGCGCGCCGCGGACUGCGUCCCCGGCACCCGCCCCGCCCCCGGCGCCCGGCUCUCGGCCACCCUCCCCACCGCCCGCAUCGGCUCACGCCCGGGGCGCAGCUCGUCUCCUAUCCCGGCCGGGGGAGCUCCGCGUCUCCGCCGCGCCUGCUGGGGCCGGGCGGGCUCAGAGCCCGAGAAUGGACGCCGAGGAGCCACGGGAACCCAGAGAGCCCGGGCCUGGGGCAGAGACGGCGGCAGCGCCACGCUGGGAGGAAGCCAAGACUUUCUACGACAACGUCGCACCCAAGAAGAAACCCAAAUCGCCCAGGCCCCAGAAUGCGGUCACCAUCGCUGUGUCCUCCCGAGCCCUGUUCCGCAUGGACGAGGAGCAGCGGAUAUACACAGAGCAGGGCGUGGAGGCAUACGUGCGCUACCAGCUGGAGCACGAGAACGAACCCUUCGGCCCCGGACCUGCCUUCCCCUUCGUGAAGGCUCUGGAGGCUGUGAACAGGCGGCUGCGCGAGCUGUACCCGGACAGUGAAGACCUCUUCGACAUUGUGCUCAUGACCAACAACCACGCUCAAGUGGGCGUCCGCCUCAUCAACAGCAUCAACCACUACGACCUGUUCAUCGAGAGGUUCUGCAUGACGGGUGGGAACAGCCCCAUCUGCUACCUCAAGGCCUACCACACCAACCUCUACCUGUCAGCCGAUGCAGAAAAGGUGCGGGAGGCCAUUGAUGAGGGGAUCGCAGCUGCCACCAUCUUCAGCCCCAGCAAGGAUGUGGCCGUGUCCCAGAGUCAGCUGCGCGUGGCCUUCGAUGGGGACGCUGUGCUCUUCUCGGACGAGUCGGAGCGCAUCGUGAAGGCCCAUGGGCUGGACAGAUUCUUCGAACAUGAGAAGGCUCACGAGAACAAGCCACUGGCACAGGGCCCCCUAAAGGGCUUCCUGGAGGCGCUAGGCCGGCUGCAGAAGAAGUUCUAUGCCAAGGGCCUGCGGCUGGAGUGCCCGAUCCGCACCUACUUGGUAACAGCCCGCAGCGCGGCCAGCUCCGGGGCCCGGGCUCUCAAGACACUGCGUAGCUGGGGCCUGGAAACGGACGAAGCCCUGUUCCUGGCUGGUGCACCUAAGGGCCCUCUCCUGGAGAAGAUCCGCCCACACAUCUUCUUUGAUGACCAGCUGUUCCACGUGGCUGGGGCUCAGGAGAUGGGCACCGUGGCUGCCCACGUGCCUUAUGGCGUGGCACAAGCGCCCCGACGAACUUCACCCACAAAGCAGGCCCCACCUGAGCAGUAGUCAAGCUGCCUUGCUCUGGGCUCCCCAUCGCAACAUGAUGGACCCCACAUCCUGUGGACCCUGUUAGCUCCUUCUGCAUGUCUGCUUCGUCCCCAUGAGUGAGGGGACUUGUAGAAAGUUAGGGGUCUGGGCCAGUAUUCUCAUCAUCCCUCCUUUUGGGCAAACACUGGGCUGUGAUCCUGGACAAAAUGGCUGGAUCUCAGGGAGAAGCUGGUGGGGCUGAGGACCACAGAAGCCAGU
This is a messenger RNA of Ochotona princeps (American pika), 1963 nucleotides long. It is a transcript of the gene NT5C1A, whose product is annotated as 5'-nucleotidase, cytosolic IA. Lineage: Eukaryota; Metazoa; Chordata; Mammalia; Lagomorpha; Ochotonidae. Gene Ontology annotation, cellular component: cytosol; cytoplasm. The record is from RefSeq and is a predicted model, not a curated record. Gene Ontology annotation, molecular function: magnesium ion binding; nucleotide binding; 5'-nucleotidase activity. The transcript is spliced from 6 exons. Gene Ontology annotation, biological process: nucleotide metabolic process; adenosine metabolic process. The coding region runs from base 404 to 1723 and encodes 439 amino acids.